CGUUCAUUGUUUUAGAUUCUGCUCCAGCCCGAAGUUUAGAGAAAUCCUCAAGCUCCAUAACCAGGUAUAAGCUUUUUCCUUUCAAUUUUUCUUUACCGUGCUUUUUGCCUUUCAUGACCAGAUGCUGAGAUGUUGUUCCUAGUCUGAAUGGUUUCUCCAUUUUUCUAUAUCCACCACUAUGGAUGUUUCUUUCUCUUGCAAUCAAUCGAACUUGGAUCAUUGGUAUUAUUUUUUAUUACAACCAUAUCAAUCAAGAAUCCAAUAUUGUGUAUCUCUUCCUAUCUGAUGUUUAUUAUUAUUUUUUUCAUGAAUUGGUUUCUCCCUUUUCUAUUAUCUUUUUAUUGUCAUCAAUCUGAUCUGAUGUUUAUAACCAUCUAAUCUCCCUUUUUAUUUUUGUUAUCUGUUUCCUUUUGAUGUAUUUGUAAAGAACAAGUGGUGACAAAGAAAGUUGUCUUCACGGUAAUAUUUUUUUAAAGAAGGAACAUUUUCAAUUUGGUAAGGAGUUUUCAAUUUAGUAGAGAACCUUUUUGAUCUAUCAGAUUCUAUUAGUCCUAUUAUUUGGUCUUUAUUAUUUCAAUUUGGCAAAGACUUUUCUAGCUUAGAGGAAGUUUUAUUUCCUUUGAUAAGGGAUGUUUAUUAGCCACAAUUUCCCCUACAAAUGGUACAAGUAUAUGUAUCAGACUUAAACUAUUGAUCUUGCAUCUUUUGUAUAUUAUUUUCUAUCUUUGUAUCUUGGGACUAUAAGGGCAAAGUCAUGAAUGAUCUUAACCAUGAAGAUGACAUAGAGGACACCAUGGAUGAAAAUGAUCUACUUCAGUCCCAAGUUACAUAAAUCACAAAUGUUGAAUUAGGGAUAGACAUGCAAAUUUUGACUUAUGUUAGACAACAAUUAGAAUGUAGGCAAUGUCUCUGUUCUGUAGUUUUAUUGUACUAUAUGGUCCAUGCUUUGCAUAUGUUGGAAAUGAUGUCAAGAUACAUGCAUAGUUCGUUUAUGGAGAGAAUUUCUGAAAGAGAGACUAGGCGUUCCCAACUAAUGAGGCAAUUAGUAGAAUCAGAAAGAAGUAGAGAUAUCAUCGCAUGAGUCCUCAAGCAUUUAUGUACUUGUGUCAAAAAUUAAGAUGUACUGGUAGGGUGAAGGAUUCAACACGAGCUAUUGUGGAGGAGCAAGUGGCUAAGUUCUUGCACAUUAUAGGUCAUAAUGUGAAAAAUCGAACUGUGUCUUUCUUUUUUCAUCGAUCCGAUGAGACAGUUAGUCGCCACUUUCACAAUGUUUUGCGGGCUAUAAUAUCAUUGCAUGAUGAAUUUCUGGUCCAACCUUCUGGGGUAGAGGUGCAUCCUCAAAUACUUAACAAUAGUAGGUUUUAUCCUUAUUUUAAGGAUUCUAUAGGAUCCAUAGAUGGAACACAUAUUCGAGUGAUGGUUCCUAGGGCACAAGCACCUCGAUUUCGUGGCCGAAAAGACUACCCAACCCAAAAUGUCCUUGCUGCAUGUGAUUUUGAUAUGAAAUUUACAUAUGUCUUAGCUGGGUGGGAAGGAACGACAUCUGACUCUAGGAUUUUAAAAGAUGCUUUAACUAGAGAAGAUCCACUAAGAAUUCAUGAAGGAAAAUUUUAUAUUGGGGAUGCGGAAUAUAUGCUAAAACGUGGUCUCCUCACACCAUACAGAGGUGUCAAGUAUCACCUGAAGGAGUAUUCAGCUCGUGGGCCACAAAAUUAUAGAGAGUUAUUCAACCUUCGACAUUCUUCUCUUCGGAAUCUUAUUGAAAGAACUUUUAGAGUUCUUAAGAAAAGGUUUCCUAUAAUAUCUAGUGGCACUGAAGCUCAUUAUUCCGUUGACAUAAUGACAGACAUAAUACUUGCUUGUUGCAUUUUGCAUAACUUUUUGAUGGAAGUCGAUGUUGACGAGCAGCUAAUUGCGGAGGUAGAUCGCGAGUUACAAUAGAAUGAAAUGGAUACAUCCUUUGGUCAAGUGCGAGAUGAGGACUAUAGACAAGGAGCACUAUUAAGAGAUAAUAUAUUGCUAUUGAGAUGUGGAACAUGUACCACCUCAAUUAGCUAAUAUUUUAUAAAUUCUAGUUAAUCUACAUGGUUUUAGUUCUAUGUUAUGUAUGUUCUGAAUAUUUAUACUUAAGUUAAUUUAUGACAGUUGUUC
Messenger RNA from Lotus japonicus, 2151 nucleotides. RefSeq lists its product as uncharacterized. The transcript has 3 exons. Lineage: Eukaryota; Viridiplantae; Streptophyta; Magnoliopsida; Fabales; Fabaceae. The record is from RefSeq and is a predicted model, not a curated record. The coding region runs from base 1078 to 1941 and encodes 287 amino acids.